Molecule: messenger RNA, 615 nt
Organism: Symbiodinium sp. CCMP2456
Lineage: Eukaryota; Dinophyceae; Suessiales; Symbiodiniaceae
Source: the annotation of a GenBank genome assembly
AUGGAGAAUGCUGUGUCGAGGACUGCAUAUCCCUGGUGGUGCAAACGGAUGCAAACGACUCGCAAACGGCUAGAAGCAAACUGCGCUCUGAGGAUGUGCUUCAACGCAGCUCACCUGGAGCUGGUCACCGCAGUGGGUGACCUGCCACCCGAGGCGCUCUUUCCGCCUUUUUGCCUUUCUGCGAUGUGUUUUCUUGUGAAGGAGCCAGAGAUUGCUCCUGAGAAUCAGGCGCACUUAGCGCUUGUUUGCUUGGGCACGCACAAAUUGCAGAGCUCCGGCGCCAGGAUGUGCAGAUCUCUGGGCUUGGCCAUCAUGAUGGUCGGUUUCACACUCGGCUUGGCGCUGCACAUGCCAUUUCAAGAGCUGCUCUUGAAGCGGUGGCAGGUUGUGUACGGUGGUCUCAGCAGACGACAGGCAGCCGAUUAUGCGGGUGAAGUUCGUGGACUGCCAGAUACGGGCCCUCCGCUGUCGUCCAAGGCUUCGUCCGUGGAUGCUUCUGUGGAGAGGGUGGGCAUCAAGGGCGAGGGUGGCAUAAAGGUCGGGGACCAGGUGAUCAUUCUGGCACCGCCACACCACAAAGGAAAGGCGGGGUUGUGGCGCUUAAAUCCUGAAUAA